AUGUCCCGGUCGUCCGCCUUCGACGGUGCCUUCUCGCAGUACAUGCCCGGCCACCGGCGUUACAACAGCAGCACCGUGGCCGGCACCGAGUCCAGCGUCGCUAACUCGCCGCCCGCGUGCAGGAACCGCGCCCUCUCCAUCCGCUCCGGCGGCAAGUCCAAGAGCUCCGGCUCCGGCGGCUCCGGCGGCCGCACCGGCUUCUCCUUCAGCUCCCUGCGCGGCCAGGUCCAGCCCGAGCUGUCGCGCCGCCUCUUCCGCCUCAUCAAGUCGGAGAACAACCUCAUCACGGCCCACGAGGCCGCCGGCCGCGAGCGCAUCUCCAUCGCCCAGCAGCUCUCCGAGUGGGGCGAGCAGACGGGCGACGAUGGCAUCAGCGACGUCUCGGACAAGGUCGGCGUCAUCCUCAGCGAGAUGGGCGAGCAAGAGGACACGUACGCCCACGCCCUCGACGAGUCGCGCGGCCGCCUCAAGUCCAUCCGCAACACGGAGAAGAGCGUCCAGCCCAGCCGCGACGGCAAGGCCAAGAUUGCCGACGAGAUUGGCAAGCUCAAGAUGAAGGAGCCCGAGAGCGCCAGGCUCGUCGUCCUGGAGCAGGAGCUCGUUAGAGCCGAGGCCGAGAACCUCGUCGCCGAGGCCCAGCUGACCAACGUGACCCGCCAGAAGCUCAAGGAGGCGUACGAGGCCGAGUUCGCCGCCACCAUCGAGCGCGCCGAGAAGCAAAUCAUCCUCGCCAAGCACGGCCGCCGCCUGCUCGCCUUGCUCGACGACACGCCGGUCGUGCCCGGCGACGACCGCCAGCCGUACGCCUACGCGCAGCAGGCUCGUCAGGUGCUUAACGAUUGCGAGGACGACCUCAGGGAUUGGCAGCCGGAUCAGGAGGGGUACACGCUCGAGGAGCAAGGCUCGGCCAAGGGCAAGGAGAAGGUCGCGGACGAAGGGGCGGCAGUCAAGGCCGAGGACGCCGGCGCGAGCGAGAUUGAACUCCACAAGGGCACGUCCAUUGCCGCGGCGUGA
Purpureocillium lilacinum is the source of this 1014-nucleotide messenger RNA. RefSeq lists its product as uncharacterized. Gene Ontology annotation, cellular component: eisosome filament; plasma membrane. Gene Ontology annotation, biological process: endocytosis; eisosome assembly. Lineage: Eukaryota; Fungi; Ascomycota; Sordariomycetes; Hypocreales; Ophiocordycipitaceae. Gene Ontology annotation, molecular function: lipid binding. The record is from RefSeq and is a predicted model, not a curated record.